Messenger RNA from Megachile rotundata (alfalfa leafcutting bee), 1500 nucleotides. Its product is annotated as thioredoxin domain-containing protein. NCBI's taxonomy places the organism in Eukaryota, Metazoa, Arthropoda, Insecta, Hymenoptera, Megachilidae. The record is from RefSeq and is a predicted model, not a curated record.
UAUACAGAUACGUGCAUACAAUACGCGUUAUUUAUAUCAUCAUACAUUAAAAGUCCACAUGACAGUGACAUCACCAUGAAGUAUCGGAUAACGAUAGCAGUUGUUAAAAUAAAUUUUUGCGAUAGGAGGUUUAACGUUUUUUAUUUGAAAUAAUAGCUACAACUUUUGUUGAAUCAUUUUACUUCUUUUUUACAUCUCAUUAUUUUUUUGUAAAGAAAACUAUUUUAUAAGUAACAUCAAACAUCCUUCAGAUGCCUCCAGUUCCAAACGUAUGUGUAGGUGCAAUGACUACAGGUAGGGGACAAGAUAGGUGGCGUUCGACAACUUGUUCGACGUAUGUACAAUCACAUACGGCAAAAAUACUACGUGGAAUAUUGUACAGCUGUCUUGACACAAAAUGUUCCGAAUAAUUCUUUUUGGGUUGAUAUGCAGCUUCGUUGGUGUUCAAUCUACUAAUCUUGAAGUAAUGAGUGAUGACGAGCUACUGAAUCUGAUAAAAACUGAGAAAUAUGUGGUCGUGCUUUUCACAAGGAAGUCCUGUAAUGCAUGUGACGUUUUUGAAAAUGAGAUGAUCCAUUUGCGAGAAGAGCUGGUUAAUUCUCUGUCUGCUUUGGUCGUCAAAGCUGUUGACAGUCAGUUGCUUCAUCUGCAUAGUCCUAACAAGGAACCUGCACUUGUAUUCUUUAGGCAUGGAGUACCUUUACUUUAUGAUGGUCCAUUAGAUGAGGAAGAAAUUCUGACAAUGUUUAGUGAAAACAAUAAACCUACAGUAAUAGAGUUAACAGAUGAUACAUUUGAACAUUUAACUCAAGCAAGCAGUGGAGCUACAACUGGAGACUGGUUUGUCAUGUUUUACAGUACAGAUAACAUGGAAUUUAUAAAGAUGAUAGCGAGGUGGGAAGCUGUAGGUGCAAAGCUUAGACGAAGAAUUAAUGUAGCUCGCAUUGAUAAGCACACAACUGGUGCAUCUACAGGAAGAAGAUUUAAUAUCUCUGAAACACCUGAAUUUAUAUUCUUCAGACAUGGUAAAAUGUACCGUUAUCAGAUCCCGAAAUACGACAUUAAUUCGUUUGUAUCAUUUGCUAAAGAAUGGUACAGAAACGCACGUGCUGAAACUGUUCCUGUACCACAAAGCCCAUUUGAUGAUUUCGUACAAACGAUUGCAAACUUCCUCCGUGAAAAUCCAUGGGUAAUGAAGCUCGGCAGUAUAACAAUUGGUGUAUUCAUAAUCCUUUCUGUAGCUUCUAAGUUCAGGCGUAAAUCCGACAUGCCUCAGAAGAAAGACUGAUUUGUCAUAUACCAAAGAUAUGUAUGGGUACUGUGCCAAUUUAUUAGGAUUUAUAAUUUUUUAUAGAAGCACAGUUUGUCAAUCAAGCGAAAUUAAAUUUGUAUUGAUAUUGAAAGGUAACAAUUAAAAUAUAUUUUUACAAUCUAAUAUAUCUUAUUGGUACCCAUAAUUGUUCAAAAAAGAUACUGAUGCAUAUGCAUUACAUUUUCGAC